AUUCUCGCUCUGCUGGUGGUGCACUUUGUGCAGGCAUACGAGCUGGACACGCGGCUGGGGAUCGACAUGCCCUCCCUCGUCCGUUUCGUCUCCAAGCUACAGCAGGGCUACCACGACGUUCCCUUCCACAACUAUGUGCAUGCGUGCGACGUGGUGCACGGCGCCGUCUUCUUCCUCACCCAGCAGCAGGUGCGGAGGCACCUCAGCCCGCUGGACAUGUACGCGCUCAUCCUCGCCGCGGCGGCGCACGACCAUGGGCACGAGGGGCUCAGUAAUGCGUUCUACUGCAACAGCGGCCACGAACUCGCCCUUCGCUACAACGACGCGUCGGUACUGGAGAUGCAUCACAUCUCCUCGGCGUGGCGUCUUCUCGCGCUAGACGGCUGCGACGCGCUGAUGGGCCUGUCGUCGGAGCAGUGCGGCGACCUGCGGCAGACUAUGGUGGAGGCAGUCCUGGGCACGGACAUGAAGCUCCACUUCGACCACCUCGCCAAGUUCAAGGCGCUCUCCUCGUCGGGCGCCUUUGAUCAACCUGACCGGGGCGGGGUUCGCAAGCUGUUGACGAUGUGCCUGCACGCAGCCGACAUCAGCAAUCCUUGCAAGCCGUGGCGGCUGUCCUCGCGCUGGGCAGCGAGAGUGAUGACCGAGUUCUUCUUGCAGGGCGACCGUGAAGCUGAGAUGGGCAUCCCUGUCUCGCCCUUCAUGGACCGCGAGAGGACCGACAUCGCGCAAGCGCAGGCGGGCUUCAUCUCUGUCCUCAUCCAGCCG
Messenger RNA from Emiliania huxleyi CCMP1516, 768 nucleotides. RefSeq lists its product as hypothetical. The annotation marks the transcript as partial. Gene Ontology annotation, biological process: signal transduction. Gene Ontology annotation, molecular function: 3',5'-cyclic-nucleotide phosphodiesterase activity. The transcript has a single exon. The record is from RefSeq and is a predicted model, not a curated record. Lineage: Eukaryota; Haptophyta; Isochrysidales; Noelaerhabdaceae.